Mytilus trossulus (common blue mussel) is the source of this 444-nucleotide messenger RNA. RefSeq names its product histone H4-like. Gene Ontology annotation, molecular function: DNA binding; structural constituent of chromatin; protein heterodimerization activity. Bases 1 to 444 code for a protein of 147 amino acids. Lineage: Eukaryota; Metazoa; Mollusca; Bivalvia; Mytilida; Mytilidae. Gene Ontology annotation, cellular component: nucleosome. The transcript has 2 exons. Gene Ontology annotation, biological process: nucleosome assembly. The record is from RefSeq and is a predicted model, not a curated record.
AUGUCUAUCAUGAACAGUUUUGUCAACGAUAUCUUUGAGAGAAUCGCUGCAGAAGCUUCCCGUCUCGCUCACUACAACAAGAGAUCUACCAUCACAUCUCGGGAGAUCCAGACUGCAGUUCGUCUGCUCCUACCCGGUGAAUUGGCCAAGCACGCUGUCAGUGAAGGUAAAGGAGGCGCCAAACGUCACAGGAAGGUGUUGCGUGAUAAUAUCCAAGGUAUCACCAAACCAGCAAUCCGUCGUUUAGCAAGACGAGGUGGUGUCAAACGUAUCUCUGGUCUUAUCUACGAAGAAACACGUGGUGUCUUGAAAGUCUUUUUGGAAAAUGUCAUCCGUGAUGCUGUCACAUACACUGAGCAUGCAAAGAGGAAAACUGUCACCGCCAUGGAUGUUGUCUACGCCCUGAAACGUCAAGGCCGUACCCUUUACGGAUUCGGAGGUUAA